AUGGGGUGUGGAGCAGAGCUCAGGCUGCGGGGCUCAGGCCAAGCUCAGUGCGACUUGGUGAGGUUGGCACGCGGAGGAGAAAGCCUGGUGUUGCUGGGACAGACACUCUGCGAGUGCUCACAGUUGAUGCACACGAUGUCCGAGGGGACACAGGAGGCCGCCGGCUCGAGGGAGCCUGCAUGCGUGCUCUGUGGCCGAGUGCACGCUGACCUUGGUAUAAUUGGGAACAAAUACGUGAUGAAGGGGAUCUACUUCCAUACUUUUUGUGUGACAUUUUCCUCCGGCCUUUUACAACGAGGAAGUGAUGGAAGUUCACAUUUCUGCACUCAAGACCUGAUACGCACAGUGAGGCAGGCAGAGCAGACGCUCUGCUUCGUCUGUGGCAAUUUCGGGGCCACCAUCACCUGCGCAGAGGCGGGCUGUGACCGCAGCUUCCAUCUCCCCUGCGCCUCCGAGGGUGAAUGUGUCACCCAGUACUUUGGAGAGUUCAGGUAAGGGCUGCCAGGCAUCGCCAGUGAACCUCCAACCCCUGCUGUCAGCACCA
Gallus gallus (chicken) is the source of this 544-nucleotide messenger RNA. RefSeq names its product PHD finger protein 7-like. The record is from RefSeq and is a predicted model, not a curated record. The transcript has 5 exons. The coding region runs from base 1 to 495 and encodes 164 amino acids. Lineage: Eukaryota; Metazoa; Chordata; Aves; Galliformes; Phasianidae. Gene Ontology annotation, cellular component: nucleus.